AUGGCGUCUCCUGCAAUCCACCAGGCCAUUACUGAGGCCGCUGCUAAGUAUCGCUUUCCUGAGGGACGUGUGUUUGAGUAUGGCACUGCGGGGCAACCCCGCACUGCGAACAGCGAUCUGCUCAACACGGUCGUCUUCGCUGUAGGACUUCUCGCCGGACUGCGAUCAAAGAAACUCAAUGGCCAAUGGAUUGGUGUUAUGGUCACAGCAAGUCACAAUCCUGCCGAGGACAAUGGUGUGAAGCUGGUUGAUCCUAUGGCCGAAUGGGAGACAUAUGCAACCAAACUGGCAAACGCGCCCCUCGAUAAAGUGGCUGACGUCUACAAUGAGCUGAUCAAGGAGAUCGACAUCAAGAUGGACAACCCCGCACGAGUUGUAUUCGCCCGCGAUACACGCGCAUCUGGUUCUCGUUUAGUUGGAAUCCUCAAUGCAGCUUUGAGCGCCACGGAAGUCGAAUUUAUGGACUUCAAGUUCAUGACAACCCCUCAGCUACACUAUAUUGUGCGAUGCAAAAACACCCUGGGAACUCCAUAUGAAUAUGGAGAACCUACGGAACAAGGCUAUUAUGAGAAACUCGGUGAAGCCUUUAAGAAGGUUAUGAGGAGUGUUAAGGUUCAGGGUCACCUAACUGUUGACUGUGCCAAUGGGGUUGGUGGUCCCAAGCUUCACGAACUCAUCAAGUACCUUCCAUCUGCAGAGCAAGGAGGUAUUGACAUCAAGGUCGUCAACGACAAUGUCAUCAAUCCAGACAGUCUCAACUUCGAGUGCGGCGCCGACUAUGUCAAGACCAAGCAACGAGCUCCCCCUUCCUCCAAGGCCGCACCUUUGGAACGCUGUGCAUCUUUAGAUGGUGACGCUGAUCGUUUGGUAUACUACUACAUUGACGAAAACAAUGUGUUUCGAUUGCUCGAUGGAGACCGCAUCGCAACACUUGCAGCUUCUUUCAUUGGCGAUCUAGCCCGCAACGCUGGCAUUGCGCAGAAGCUGAAGAUUGGCGUCAUUCAGACCGCUUAUGCCAACGGUGCUAGCACUGACUACAUUGAAAAAGUUCUAAAGCUCCCUGCUGUAUGCACAAAGACAGGUGUCAAGCAUCUUCACCAUGCGGCUAUGCGAUAUGACGUUGGUGUCUACUUCGAAGCCAACGGCCACGGAACAGUGACCUUCUCAGAAAACGCCCUCAAGACUAUUAAGAGCGCGGAGCCCCAAUCUCCCGCCCAGCAACAAGCACUAGAAUGCCUCGUCGGACUGACGGAUCUAAUCAACCAAGCAGUCGGAGACGCUCUAUCGGAUAUGCUCCUCGUCGAGGCGAUCUUGGCGCACAAGGGAUGGACCACCAAGGAGUGGCUCGGUACUUACACCGACUUGCCUUCUCGUCUUGUUCGCGUUGAAGUUGCCGACCGCUCAAUCUUUAAGGCCGUCGACGCAGAACGCAAGCUUGAAUCACCCCCAGGACUCCAGGAUAAGAUCGAUGCUUUGCAAUCCCGUUACAACAAGGGACGAAGCUUUGCCCGUGCAAGCGGUACCGAAGACGCCGUCCGCGUGUAUGCCGAGGCUGCCAGCAGAUCUGAAGCAGACGAUCUAGCCAGUCGAGUCGCCAAUGCCGUAAAGGAAGCUGGCUCCGGCGGCGAUGCUUAAGGCCUAGACUAUCAUCUAAUGAAUUAUGUUUUCAACAGAAUAAAAGAAUGGUUAAUAC
This is a messenger RNA of Talaromyces stipitatus ATCC 10500, 1693 nucleotides long. RefSeq names its product N-acetylglucosamine-phosphate mutase. Gene Ontology annotation, biological process: UDP-N-acetylglucosamine biosynthetic process; carbohydrate metabolic process. Bases 1 to 1635 code for a protein of 544 amino acids. The transcript has 4 exons. Gene Ontology annotation, molecular function: phosphoacetylglucosamine mutase activity; magnesium ion binding. The record is from RefSeq and is a predicted model, not a curated record. NCBI's taxonomy places the organism in Eukaryota, Fungi, Ascomycota, Eurotiomycetes, Eurotiales, Trichocomaceae.